Messenger RNA from Ochotona curzoniae (black-lipped pika), 1949 nucleotides. It is a transcript of the gene PAX3, whose product is annotated as paired box 3. The record is from RefSeq and is a predicted model, not a curated record. Gene Ontology annotation, biological process: anatomical structure development; regulation of transcription by RNA polymerase II. Bases 398 to 1852 code for a protein of 484 amino acids. Lineage: Eukaryota; Metazoa; Chordata; Mammalia; Lagomorpha; Ochotonidae. Gene Ontology annotation, molecular function: RNA polymerase II cis-regulatory region sequence-specific DNA binding; DNA-binding transcription factor activity, RNA polymerase II-specific. The transcript has 9 exons.
ACUCAGUGUCACGACGAGAGGAGACUCAGGCCGCGCUCCUGCCUCACGCCCCCUCCCUCCCACCCCUUUCUCGCUCCGGCUGGAGCUCUGUGCCCCGCUUUUCUGCGCCCCCAGCCGCGGAGCCGUUCGCCGGGACCAGCAGCAAACUUUUGCGCCCUGGGCUCCGGAGCCUGGACUCUGGGGCCUCGUCGCCCGCCCCUUUCCUCGCUUCCAGCCUCAGGACCGAAAACCAGCGGCACCCCUCCCGAGUCCCUCCUUCCCUCUCACUCUCUCUCCAAACCUUGUUUUGGGGAGGGGCUCUUCCGCUCCGGAGACAUCCCGAGGGUCUGUCGCGCUCCGCUCGCCUUGCUGUUUCGCCUUCACCUGGAUAUAAUUUUCGAGCGAAGCUGCCCCCAGGAUGACCACGCUGGCCGGCGCUGUGCCCAGGAUGAUGCGGCCCGGGCCGGGGCAGAACUACCCGCGCAGCGGAUUCCCGCUGGAAGUGUCCACGCCGCUCGGCCAGGGCCGAGUCAACCAGCUCGGCGGGGUGUUCAUCAACGGCAGGCCGCUACCUAACCACAUCCGCCACAAGAUCGUGGAAAUGGCCCACCACGGUAUCCGACCCUGCGUCAUCUCACGCCAGUUGCGUGUGUCCCACGGCUGUGUCUCUAAGAUCCUGUGCAGGUACCAGGAGACCGGCUCCAUCCGACCCGGCGCCAUCGGAGGCAGCAAGCCCAAGCAGGUGACAACGCCUGACGUGGAGAAGAAAAUCGAGGAAUACAAAAGAGAGAAUCCGGGCAUGUUCAGCUGGGAAAUCCGAGACAAAUUACUCAAAGAUGCGGUCUGCGAUCGCAACACCGUGCCCUCAGUGAGCUCCAUCAGCCGCAUCCUGAGGAGUAAGUUCGGGAAAGGUGAAGAGGAGGAGGCUGACCUGGAGAGGAAGGAGGCAGAGGAAAGCGAGAAGAAAGCCAAGCACAGCAUCGACGGCAUCCUGAGCGAGCGAGCCUCAGCACCCCAGUCGGAUGAAGGCUCUGACAUUGACUCAGAACCAGAUCUACCGCUCAAGAGGAAACAGCGCAGGAGCCGAACCACCUUCACCGCAGAACAGCUCGAAGAACUGGAGCGAGCUUUCGAGAGAACGCACUACCCCGAUAUCUAUACCAGGGAGGAGUUGGCUCAAAGGGCAAAGCUUACUGAGGCCCGAGUGCAGGUCUGGUUUAGCAACCGCCGUGCAAGAUGGAGGAAGCAAGCUGGGGCCAAUCAACUGAUGGCUUUCAACCAUCUCAUUCCGGGGGGAUUCCCUCCCACUGCCAUGCCGACUCUGCCAACAUACCAGCUGUCGGAGACCUCUUACCAGCCCACAUCGAUUCCACAAGCUGUGUCGGAUCCCAGCAGCACCGUUCAUAGACCUCAGCCGCUUCCUCCUAGCACUGUACACCAAGGCACUAUUCCUUCGAACCCGGACAGCAGCUCUGCCUACUGCCUCCCCAGCACCAGGCAUGGAUUUUCCAGUUAUACAGACAGCUUUGUGCCUCCAUCAGGGCCUUCCAACCCCAUGAAUCCCACCAUUGGCAAUGGUCUUUCACCUCAGGUAAUGGGACUUCUGACCAACCAUGGUGGGGUACCUCAUCAGCCUCAAACAGAUUAUGCGCUCUCUCCUCUCACCGGGGGCCUGGAACCAACCACCGCCGUGUCAGCCAGCUGCAGUCAGAGGCUAGACCACAUGAAGAGCUUGGACAGUCUGCCAACAUCUCAGUCCUAUUGUCCACCCACCUAUAGCACCACAGGCUACAGCAUGGACCCUGUCACAGGCUACCAAUAUGGGCAGUAUGGACAAAGUGCCUUUCAUUAUCUCAAGCCAGAUAUUGCAUAAGUGAACUGUCCACUUGGAGUGAAAACCGGCCCUGUUUCUGGUCUCUACAGCUUAGACAUGAAGAAUCUUCUCAGAAAAAACAAAACAACAAAGCAAA